This is a messenger RNA of Saccostrea echinata, 3243 nucleotides long. RefSeq names its product LIM and senescent cell antigen-like-containing domain protein 1. The record is from RefSeq and is a predicted model, not a curated record. NCBI's taxonomy places the organism in Eukaryota, Metazoa, Mollusca, Bivalvia, Ostreida, Ostreidae. Gene Ontology annotation, biological process: cell-cell junction organization; positive regulation of substrate adhesion-dependent cell spreading; cell-cell adhesion. The coding region runs from base 133 to 1260 and encodes 375 amino acids. Gene Ontology annotation, cellular component: focal adhesion; cytoplasm; cell-cell junction. The transcript has 14 exons.
CAAUUCCGGGAGAUAUAUUUGUUGCCUUAUUUGUAACCGGAUAUGACGUUUCUCCCGCCAUGAUGGAAAAGUGAAUGUGGAACUCCCUUCUGCAGCAGUUCAGGUGUCAUUGACCGUAAACAGCCAGUCUAUAUGACGGGAAGCAGCAACAUGUCCUAUGGAAAUGGGGCGUUAUGCCACAGGUGUCAUGAGGGGUUUGGAGCUAAUGAGGAAAUCGUCAACUCCAAUGGAGAAAUGUGGCACACACAGUGCUUUGUAAGCAGAAAAGCAAGACCAGCCCCAAGUUUUACAUGCUCUAAAUGUCAGGAGACCUUGUCUCCAUGGGAACAGAUGGUGAAUUUUAAUGGUCAGGUGUGGCAUACAACCUGUUUUGUCUGUGCCCAGUGCUUUCAACCUUUUCCUGAGGGGGUGUUUUAUGAGUUUGAAGGAAGAAAGUACUGUGAACAUGACUUUCACGUCCUGUUUGCACCAUGCUGCGGAAAGUGUCGAGAGUUUAUUGUGGGAAGAGUCAUCAAGGCUAUGAAUAACAGCUGGCACCCCGAUUGUUUCCGCUGCGAGAUUUGUGAGGCUCCAUUGGCAGAUGAGGGCUUUGUCAAGAAUGCUGGAAGAGCCCUAUGUCGGGAAUGCAAUGCCAAAGAGAAAGCCAAGGGUAUGGGCAAAUAUGUGUGCCACAAAUGUCAUGCCAUCAUUGAUUCUGGACACAUCAAGUUCAGGGGAGAGGCCUACCACCCUUACCACUUUAACUGCAGCUCUUGUGGUUCGGAGCUGAAUGCAGAUGCUAGGGAGAAGUCAGGAGAACUUUAUUGUCUACGCUGCCAUGAUAAAAUGGGAAUCCCCAUCUGUGGGGCGUGCAGGCGUCCUAUUGAAGAGAGAGUUGUACAUGCCUUAGGGAAAGCUUGGCAUGUAGAGCAUUUCGUAUGUGCUAAAUGUGAGCGUCCAUUUUUUGGAACUCGUCACUAUGAAAAGAAGGGUCUGGCAUACUGUGAAACUCAUUACCAUCAGCUGUUUGGAAAUAUUUGCUUUGUUUGCAACAAUGUUGUCACUGGUGAUGUGUUUGGUGCCUUUAACAAGUCGUGGUGUGUAGGCCAUUUUGCAUGUUCUAUCUGCGACAGGAAAAUGAGUCACAAAACAAAGUUCUUUGAAUUUGAUCUGAAGCCUGUGUGUCGUGUAUGUCAUGAAAAAUUUCCUGGGGAACUUAAGAAGCGACUCAAGAAAUACCAUGAGGAAGUCUCCAAGAAACAGAUAAUGUCCAAUAGCUAGAUAUUUAUUUAAUUAAUUGACUGUGGAAUGAAAGUCAGCAUUACCGGAGAAGGAAUAGUACAACAGAUUAAAACUGAGAAGAGGAUGUAUAAACUGGAGAUGUUAAAGGAUAGAUGUGUAGUAAAGAAAAAAAAUAAGGAAACCAUAGUUUUUAUUUUCUUAAUUUUGAAUUUGACUUACUGUAAACCAACUGUUAUUUGUGACAUCUCUAUUAUUCACGAUUUGUCAGUUUGAAAUUCAUUCAUGAUUACUAAUUUUUUGAAACUGAGGAAACAUUUAGCAGAAACUCACAAGGAAAUAAUUUGUUCCUGGCGAGAAAAGAAGGUCUUGAAACUUAUGGAUAUCUCUUGCAAGCGAGUAAAAGUUGGUUUACAGUAUUUGAUAAAAAAUUCUGAGAGAAAUACUUUUUCUAGCGUAAAGGUUAACAAGAUUACUUGUGAUGUACAUGAAGUACUAUGUAGAACAAUACUGCUUUGUCUCCUUUUGAUUUCACAUUGAUGAUAAAUUUACUGAUUUGCUGGAAAGAACUUUUUUAAAAGAUGAAAUAUGUUUGACUGCUGUUUUUAUACUCAAUUUUGCUUUUUCAUUUAUAGCAAUAAUUUUUUAAAAUGACAAAUAUAUAGCUUAUUAGAAACUUAGAAAACCAUUGUAAUUGGAAACAGUGGACAGAAAAAAUGCCUUUAGGUCAGAAAUUAGUGUUUGUAAACAUUAGCACAUGUUUACUUUUAUAAAAGUUGCACCAUAUAAAUUCAGUAAAACAAACACCUACUGGCAGGAAAUUUGCAGUUAUACUUUGUUAAAAUUCUGUUUAAAAUUGUUUGACAUGUUGAUUAUAUUGUAUGUAUAGCCAUCCAUAAGGUGGACACUUUGUAAAUCGGUGAAAGUUUAAUGACCAAUCAGGGUUCCAACACUGAUUUCCUAUUACAUGGUGUUGCUGUUUUUUUGCAUGGUUUAGUGGCUUACAGGGUCUAGUAUGUGCAUUGUUAUGUUAAUGUAUACCACGAUUCAUUUUGGUGAUGUUUAUGUAUUUUUUUUUGUGGUAAGUUGUUCCUCUCUAUAAUAGAUUGUGGGGAUCUUGGAACAACAUAUUGUAACAGAAGUGCUUUUUGAGUUUUAAUGAUUGAAUUGUACUGGAGAAUGCUGCAAAGUCAUAAAGAUUGAAUAAGUGUUCAUAAUACAUAAUAUUACCACAAUUACAUAAUGUAUUAAAAUAUCUUCAUGAGAACAUCUCUGUGCUACUGAUAUUAUUUCUUGCACCCUUUUGAGAAUUAGUUAUCCUUGAUUUGAUUGAAAAAUCAUCACAUUACAGCAAGAAAUGUCAACAAAAUGACAGAAAAGAUGAGAGAAGCACAUGAAAAAGGAAAUGUAGCGAAUUAUAAAUCCAUCCAUAUAGCUGUUCAUGUAGUCAAGAUAGAGUUUGACUUCUGCUGUGACAAUCUUAGUGAUAAUUGAAUAUAAAUUUGAAGUAAUAGAAAUCUAUUUUCAUGUAAAGAAGUCUAAAACGGGGGUUUGAAGGUGUUUGUCUCUUAAUUAUGCACUUUACAAAGAUAAAUAUUUUUUUUUUUUCAAUAGAUUUAUUAAAUUGAUUCAGAGUGAUUAAAUUCAUUAAUAUGUGCUGCCAUGUUAGAAAGAUUUGUCAAUGCUUUUGCAAAAAGAACUCUAAAUUGCAUUUUGUAAUCAAUUAUUAGAGCUUAUUAGCAAGAGUAGACAACUCUGUCAUAUUUAUGUGUUCCAUAUCACUGAAAACUGCUGAUCUAUAAAACCUUUACAUGUAGUUUGCUUAAUAUCAGACAAUAUCAGUUUUGUAUAAAGAUAUUUCCUUAUGGGUACAGUUAGCCUUUUUACUUCUAGAUGUUAUUACUUUAAUAAUAGCUUCUAUGCAUGAUUAAUGUCUGUGAUUGUGUAAAUAGUGAUUUAUGAAAUAUAAUGUUUGUGUAUAUAUGUGUAUGAAUGUCUAUUUAUGAAAUAUACUUGAUAGACUUA